Molecule: messenger RNA, 3814 nt
Organism: Durio zibethinus
Lineage: Eukaryota; Viridiplantae; Streptophyta; Magnoliopsida; Malvales; Malvaceae
Source: RefSeq, a predicted model, not a curated record
GCGAGAAAAAUGGAGAAGAGGGAGAGCACUUUAUUACCUUUUUUAUGAUGCACGCAUCCAUGGCACCACAGAGAAGGGUACAGAGUACUGCUAUGACACAGGGGUAGAAGAAGAAGAACGACAAAAAGAGAAAAAAAAAAGAGAGGUGAAACUACAAAGUAAGGAGCAAACAACAACUGGAAACAUCAACAUCAGCAAUAAGGCCAUAAGCUCAAGCCAGAAAGAGGUAUAAUAGUAAAAAAGUUGUAAAACAACUGGUUUUUGCAGAGUGGGAGGAGAGAGAUGGAACUGAAAAAAUGGAGUUGUUGCAAGAUUAAGGGAGAUUAGUGAAAGAUGGAGCUUAAGAGAAAGAGAAAGAACCGAAUGAAGACAGCAAAAGGAGCUAUUUUGGUGAAAUGGGUGUUUUUUCAUUGAAGUUGGGAGAUUGAUUUCAUGUCAUGUGAAGAGAGAUGGGAUCAUCCGCUUGCUUUGUAGGGAAAAAUCUUGUCUUUCUGUAUCUCUGAUCCUCCAAAAAAACAGCUUGAUUGUCCUUUCGUUUUUAUACAAUACAAAUGCACUUUCAGAUACAGGCUAAAGGGGCGGUAGAACUCGCGGGUUUUGCUUCGAUUUGUCAACAAGACAAGUGGAUAAAGCAGCUGGAAGCUAAUAGCUUUGGCUUUGCGAACAGCUUCUACUACAACAACGAACAAGAACCGACUUCUGUUCUUCAUAUGAGAAGAAGCCAAAGCCCACCCACAUCGGCAUCCACUAUCUCUUCUUCUUUCAACGGCGGAGCCGCCGGUGCGGGCGGUGGAGGUAAUUCCACCGACAACACAACCACCACGGCGGCCACCAUAGCACCACCAGAGACUCCACUUCCAAACAACAACAAAGAAGAAUGGGCCACGGACCUUCAACCGAUCCCGAGUGAACUAGACCUUGUUCCAGGGCCUGGAGGUGCUCAAAGAUGCAAUCUCGGAUUGGAAGAUUGGGACACUAUGCUGUCUGAAUCAGCGGUGUCACCGAGUCAAGACCACUCGCUUCUGCGCUGGAUCGCUGGUGACGCCGAUGACCAGUCUUUUGGUCUCAAACAGUUGCUUCAGAGUGGGAGUACUGGUCCUAAUCAGGGUCUUGAUUUUGAAGGCAAUGCAGGGUUGGGGAUUGUUGAUCAAGGUCCAGGGUUUGACCUAAUUGGUAGCCUUGUUAGUUCUGUUUCUUGUAAUGUGAGUGCUGCUUCAAAUUUGGGUGGUUUUCCUGGUUCUGGGUUUGUGCCAAAUGCCUACAAUAAUGGGAAUGGAAAUAUUGGCUCAGUCAUGCCCAGUUGUUCUUCAGUUGGGUUGGUUAACAAUCACAAGGUUCUUGGUGCUACUGUUGGGUUGAAUACUAACAUUCAAAAUCCAAUGUUCACUUCUCCAACUGACAAUAUUGAUCCUCCUGUUUCUUUGCCUAUGCUUUAUCAGCAGCAGCAAGGUCAAUAUCUUGGAAGCCAAGAAGAGAAACCUCAGAUUCUGAACCAACAAGUUUUGAUGGGUCAGCAACAGCAUCCCCAAAGCCCAAACUUUUUCUUGCCAUUACCUCAAGAACAGCACCUUCUUCAGCCUUUACCAAAGCGCCUUAAUCCUGGUAACUUAGAACUUUCUUCUCAGAUCCCAAAACUACCAUUUUCUGAUGCCGGGCAUGAGCUGUUUAUGAGAAAGCAGCAGCAAGAGGAUAUGGGGUUUCCUCAGGGAGUCCAGAUUGUUUCUCAACAGAAGCCGCUGAUGGUGGCAAAACAGAAAGUGUUGGGUCCAGGAGAGGAGAUGCUUCAACAACAGGAACAACACCAGUACCAGUUACACCAGCAACAGGAAGCCACAUUGUUCGACCUGCUUUACAAGGCUGCAGAGUUGGUUGGGACUGGGAAUUUUUCACACGCGCAAGGGAUAUUGGCGCGGCUCAAUCACCAGCUGUCCCCAGUAGGUAAGCCCCUUCAAAGGGCUGCUUUCUACUUCAAGGAGGCUUUGCAAUUCAUUCUCCUCAUGAAUAACCCAGUCUCUUCCCCACCUCCGAGGAGCCCCACCCCCUUUGACGUUAUUUUCAAAAUGGGGGCUUACAAGGUCUUCUCUGAAGUCUCUCCGCUUAUCCAAUUCGUAAAUUUUACCUGCAACCAGGCCCUCCUUGAAGCUCUUGGUGAUGCUGAUCGGAUUCACAUUGUGGACUUUGAUAUUGGAUUUGGUGCUCAAUGGGCUUCCUUUAUGCAGGAGCUUCCCAUGAGGAGUAGAGGAGCUCCUUCUUUGAGAAUUACUGCAUUUGCCUCACCUUCAAUGCAUCAUCCUAUUGAGCUUGGGCUUAUGCGUGAAAAUCUAAUGCAAUUUGCUAAUGAGGUUGGUAUAAGUUUUGAGCUUGAGGUGCUUAAUUUUAAUUCUUUAGAUCAAACCCCUUAUUCUCUGCCUAUGUUUCGAUCAAAUGAAAAUGAGGCAAUUGCGGUGAAUUUCCCCGUUUGGUCUUCUUCGAAUCAGCCCUCUGCUUUGCCCAAUCUUCUGCGCUUUGUAAAGCAGCUUUCGCCAAAAAUUGUGGUAUCUUUAGACCGAGGGUGUGAUAGAAAUGAUCUGCCAUUCCCGCAACAUAUAGUCCAUGCCUUUCAGUCAUAUAUAAACCUAUUAGAAUCACUUGAUGCCGCUAAUGUGACUUCUGAUGCUGUGAACAAGAUUGAGAGGUUCCUUCUUGUGCCAAGAAUUGAAAGCACUGUGUUCGGGCGUCUGCAUGCACCUGAGAAAAUGCCUCUUUGGAAGACACUUUUUUCCGCAACUGGUUUCUCCCCGGUAACGUUCAGUAACUUCACCGAAACUCAGGCAGAAUGUGUGGUAAAGAGGGCUCAAGUGAGGGGAUUUCAUGUUGAGAAGCGCCUGGCUUCACUUGUGCUUUGCUGGCAGCGUAGGGAUCUUAUCUCAACUUCAGCUUGGAGGUGCUGAAGAGCAUCAUCAGACAGGCAGGGGAGGUUGGUUUUUCAGUAACUCACAAUCUAUCAACUCUAUCCUGAAGUAUGAAUUAAGUCGAUAAUUACUGAACUUAGCUGCUUUUAUGACUUAAUACUUGUGAAUUGUCCUGCUUGUGGGUAUCCUCUGUUUGUUUAUCUAGUAUAGACACUAUUCCAGUACAAGAAAACAUAUGACUGGAAAAGUCUAGUAGGGGCUUUUUGUAUGGACAUAAUGAAAUCACUGCUAUGGUAUUCUGGUGUCUUUUUUUUCUAUUUUUGUUGGUGAGAAGCUGUAUUUUGUUCUGCUUAAGGUGGUGAUGAUUUGUUGAAUAUUUGACAACAAAUGAGAGCUAAAAUUGCAAAUACAACUUUCCAGAAUUUAGUUCUGUGUUUCAGGGGUGCUGUUGAUAAGUUCUCAAACUGUAUGUUAGAUUGAUAUUGGAAUCCUAAUUCCAACAUUCCUAUUAUGGUGGAUAAAAUGCAUAUUUUAACAUGAGACUUGUAUGCUUCUUUGUGUGGUUGGAACGAGUGCCCAGCUUAGAACUUGUUCAUCUUGUGCCUAAUUACAGUUGAGUUUUCUGUUGAUAAGGUUGAAAUUUAGUUGAAAAGUUGAUAAGCUGUAAGAAGUUCUAAAGCAAGCAAGGAAUCAGUAAAAAAUCUGUCCAAGGUCGGUUGGCCUUGGCGUUUAACUACCCUGAUAAUAUACCUUACCAUCUUAGUGUUUAAAUAUUUAUGAAAAGAAAAUUUCUUGUGGGGACAUAGUGAUUCCUUGAUUAAGCAAUACUUAUGUGAAAAUCUUUCCUGUGUUUCACCAGCAACAGGCUGCCUGUUCUAAACUUUUAGGUGCUUAAGUAGAUGUUCUUAAUCAUAUCUGUACCA